Astyanax mexicanus (Mexican tetra) is the source of this 4655-nucleotide messenger RNA. RefSeq names its product WAPL cohesin release factor a (gene wapla). The record is from RefSeq and is a predicted model, not a curated record. Gene Ontology annotation, biological process: regulation of chromosome condensation. NCBI's taxonomy places the organism in Eukaryota, Metazoa, Chordata, Actinopteri, Characiformes, Acestrorhamphidae. The transcript is spliced from 20 exons. The coding region runs from base 357 to 3851 and encodes 1164 amino acids.
UGUGGCGGACGGGAGGCUGGAAGAGGAGGGGUGAUUUUAAUGGCGCAGCGGGUCGGACUGAUCCACCGUGCUGUACAGAAACCAUAACCUCGGGGUUUUAGGGGAAAUCUGGAACCUGCUGGAUUGGUCAGGUCGCGUAUCAGCGGAGCGUUACUGCAUUAGCUCAGCUAGCUAGUGUGUCUGUUAAGGUGUAACCGGAGGCCUAGCCGGAGAGUUAGCUAACCUAGCUAGCUAAGCUAGGCUAGGCUAGCUAGGUUAUCCACUUAAGCAGCAGCAGCAGCAGCAGGAGGAGGAGCGGGCGGCCGGAGCGGAGUGCAGAGAGGGAAUAUGUAACAUAUGCAACAGCAGGCAUCAUCAUGACGUCUAGAUUCAGUAAAACCUACACACGGAAAGGAGGGGAGGCCAACUCCAAGUUCGAGGAGGUGUUCGCGAACAAGAAGGCCACCCUCAGCACCAAAUGGGGCGAGACCACCUACAAGGCUCAGCUCGGAACCAAGCGGCCCACGUACAAACCCGAGGUGUCGGACAUGGUCAAGAGGCCACGCUUUGAGGAAGACGACGACUCGGAUGAUCCGUUCGGCUUCGACAGUGAUGAAGAGUCCAAUACAGUCACGUCCAGAGGAACCCCUCAGUCGGAUAUGGGCUCUGGUGCAGCAGGCUCCGGGAACGAGAAGCCCAAGGCCCAUGGAGCUGCACUGGUCAGUGGAGGCACGCUGGCUUUGGGAAGUAAUGUAAGCAGGAGCCUUGCGACCACUAACAGCACAACUACAGUCAAGCCUCAGCAAACCUCAUCGAAUGCAAGCGCAGGAACAGCCUGGUACAAGUCCUCGAGUGCAGCGGACAAACCCAUCUCUCAGCCAUACAUCAUUGAAACAUCCACCAGAGACUCGGCAGACAACUGGGACUCGCACAGGGAUGAUUCUCUGUCAGGCCCUGGACAGGGAGCCUCUACGCAAAUCUCCAACACCUCAGACAGCCUUAAAACGACUGAGCCCAGCCCCGCAGAGGCGGAGCUUCCCCCACAGCCGGUCGAAUUUGAUCAACUGCCUCUCCUCAAGCCAGCCAGCAACAGGGUUUAUCGACGGCCCAAUCGGAGCAGAGACCAGCUGGAAACUUCCGGAUUCCUGGAGACGUCGACAGGUGCAGGUGCCGGGGCCGGUACAUCAGCAACUGCACAGGUUAAAGGAGCCAGUGGAGGAGUGGCCAGUGGUUCAGAGGUCAAACCUGCUCCAGGCCGGGGCAGGGUGCGGGACUAUACGGUACUGCACCCGUCGUGUGUUUCGGUGUGUAACGUCACCAUCCAGGACUCUAUGGACAGGAGUAUGGACGAGCUCGUCAACACGACGCCAACAGAUCUGGGAGAGGCUGGAACCUUCCGAAAGAAAACGGACGCACAAGCUGCUAAACCUACCAGGUUUCGUCCCACUCAGACGAAGACUAAAAAGGAGACCAAGCUGGAGUUUUUCGGUUUUGAGGAGAACGAGGGUCAGGACGCAGAUGGAGAGCCUGGUGCCUCUGGCAGCACAAGUUACAAAAUUAAAUACUUUGGUUUCGAUGACCUGAGCGAGAGCGACAGUGAGGAUGAGGAGGAUACAGCAGCUCGGGACAGGAAGAAGGCCAAGAAAGCUGCUUCUGAGGCUCUGAUGGGCGGAGUGGACAGCCCUCAGACGAGCGACUCUCAGGAGAGUCAAACGAGCACUAACGCAGAUUCUCAGGAGUGGCUGGAUGAGCCUGGCGCUGUCGGCUCUAACUCACAAAAAGAGCGAACAGGAAAAUCAUCAGACAAGGCGAAAGAAAUCAGCCGCAAAAUCUUCAGCGGGCCUAAAAAGGCUUCUGGUAAGGCAGUGUAUAAUGCUCGUCACUGGAACCAGCCUGAGGUAGAGGACGUGUCCCCUCCUGCUCCCUCCCGCACUGUCGUGGCACCUAAGCCCGUUGUACCGAGUGGAAGCAAAGAUGCAAAUUCCAAAAAAGAUGAUGGAGUGUUCAAAGCCCCUCCUCCUCCUCCGAAAGUCAUAAAAACCGUGACUGUCCCCACCGAACCCUACCAGGACAUCGUCACUUCACUCAAAUGCAACAAGGAGCACAAAGAGCUGUAUACAGUAGUCCAGCAUGUGAAGCACUUUAAUGAUGUGGUAGAGUUCGGGGAGAAUCAGGAGUUCACUGAUGACUUCGAGUAUCUGGAGACCGGCCUGAAGAGCACUCAACCUCUCAACACACGCUGCCUUAGUAUAAUAGGUCUGGCCACACGCUGCGCUAUGCCAAGUUUCCGCAUGCACCUGAGGGCCCGAGGGAAGGUGGCGCAGGUCUUUAAAAUGCUCAGCGACGCUCCACAGCAUCCGAACCUGGCUUUGUGCACUGCCUCUCUGAUGUACAUUUUGAGUCGAGACCGGCUGAAUAUGGACCUGGACCGGGCCUGCUUAGAGCUGAUGAUCCGGCUGCUGGAACUGGAACAGGACAAUACAGUGGAAGAUCAGCUCACUGCGAAAGAGAUCAGCAAGGUCAAGGAGAAGAUUCGCAAACUGUGUGAAAUGGUGCACAAUAAACAUCUGGACCUGGAGAACAUCAAUACGGGUCACCUAGCGAUGGAGACGCUUCUCUCUCUGACCUCUAAGAGAGCAGGGGACUGGUUUAAGGAGGAGUUACGGUUGUUGGGUGGACUGGAUCACAUCGUAGAUAAAGUGAAAGAGUGUGUGGAAAGCCUGGAUAAAGAGGAGGAUAAGGAGAACCUGGUGGCCUCGUUAUGGGGAGCAGAGCGGUGUUUGCGGGUUCUAGAGAGUGUAACGGUCCAUAACCCGGAGAACCAGGCUUACCUGAUCGCCUAUAAAGAGUCGCAGUUAAUUGUGUCCUCAGCGAGGGGCCUUCGCUAUUGUGAGGAGAUGAUUCAGCGGUAUAGCCGUGAGGUCAACAGCUCCCUGUCGUCUUCUGGCACGGCCCUGCCUCACUGUAGCCAUAGUAACGUUGGCAAAGCCGUGGAGGACUGCAUGAGAGCAGUGAUAGGAGUGCUUCUCAACCUCACACACGAUAAUGAGUGGGGCAGCACGAAGACUGGCGAACAGGAUCAGCUAAUCAUCACAGCGCUGAACUGUGUCCUCAAAGUCCCCCGUUUCAUACCUCCGGAGCAGCGUUUUGACAUCCGGGUGCUUGGUCUGGGGCUGUUGAUAAACCUGGUGGAGUACAGCUCCAGAAACCGGUACGGUCUUGUAGAAAUGGAGGUGGACACUUCCUGUCUGAUCGAGCCAGAGAAAGAAGUGAAGAAGGAAACAGAAGAUGGCGCUGUGGUAGAGGCCCAGGUGAAGGUGCAGGAUGUGGAGAUGAAAGAAGAAAGAGGAGAAGAAGAGAAUAAACCAAGCAUUCAGGGUUCUGCAAAUGCACUGACUGCUCUGGUGCAGCUGUUCCUGGAGCGGGAGAGAGCGGCGGUUCUGGCCGAAGCCCAGACUGACGACCUCAUCAGUGAAGCGCCCAAGUCUCAGGCUGACCAGAGCGGAGAGUGGCAGGAGACCUCGGGGGAGAUUCAGUGGGUUGCCACAGAAAACAACGAGACGAACGACACAAAAGAGAAGGAAAAGGAGGAAGAAGACGAGGAGCUGGACCUUAAUAAAGCACUGCAGCAUGCUGGGAAGCACAUGGAGGACAGUAUUGUAGCGUCUUACACUGCCCUGCUGCUGGGCUGCCUCUGUCAAGACAGUCCGCUGAAUGUGAAGUCAGUGAGGGAGAGCCUUCCUAAAGGGGAUUUCUCCAUUAUGACGGAGAUGCUGAAGAAGUUCCUAAACUUUAUGAAUCUGACGUGUUCUGUCGGCACCACAGGGCAGAAGUCCAUCUCACGGGUGAUUGAUUACCUGGAGCACUGUUAGCGAAGGGGCACCGUUUAGAGGAAUAUCGGAGGACCUGGCAGCCCGCUGGAGGCAUGUCAUCACUGGAGGCACAAAGACCUGUGGUGGGAGUGGGUCAGCGUCAACAGGGGUUACGCUCAUCACAAAGAGUUCACGGGUCUUUACAAGCAUUAUUCAAAUGCUGUGUCUCUCUCUCUCUGUCUCUCUCUCUCACACCUUUCUCACACUCAUACACAUUUGCAUUUCAGUGCGUAUGUAUUGAAAUUUCUGAAAGGAAUCAUAACCCCUCCCGCUUUAGGCCCACAGUGACGUAUUUGGACAGAAAGAAAGAAUAUAAUUAUUUUUUAUGUUUAAAAGUCAUCCACUAUUUAUUAUCAAAUGCCAUCACGUUGGACUGUUGCUUAUAAUGGUGAGACAUUUGUUUAGGAAAUUAAAUUGAAAUUAAACCUUGGUUACUAUUUAUUGCAACCAAUAAUGCAUUUAUAGAUGAUUCAAUUAAAUUAUUAGUCAGUAUACAGAAUGGAGUCAUAUAACUGGGAUUAAAUUACAGUCAUUACCUCUGGAUGGUAGUGCUUGGGACUGGCUUGUCAAAAUUAUACCUGGUAGAAAAAAAAACAUUUAUAACAGAAAUGUCAGAUAUGCAUUUUUUUUUUAUUGCAAUUUUAAUUAUAUAUGUUAAAGUAGGGGUUAGUGGAGCACAUCCUAACUUUGUUUUUUUUUUAAUGAUUUGAGCAAGUUUAAAGAUUAAUGGGAUUAAAACAAUUCACUAAACAAACUCAGCAAUCGAGAUCACUUAACACUUCAUCAAUCAAUAUGUGAUUAUUU